AUGAAUCGGGUUCUCGACGAUGGACCAUGGUCCUUCGAAAACAAUUUGCUGGUGUGCGCUCAGGUUCAACCGGGAGUGAGGCCGGAGGAGGUUGAUCUUACCAAAGUUCCGGUUUGGAUCCAAAUCCAUGGAUUACCUACGAUUUUCGCCUCGACGGAAUUUAUCACCCGCAUCGGCGACUACGUUGGAACAUUCGCAGCUACCGAUCCACACAAUUUUGGAGGAGGCUGGAGAAGUUACUAUCGGAUGCGUGUUCUGCUGAAUGUAAACGUGCCACUGAAACGCCGAAUGAAGAUCAUCCGGAAAGACGGAUCAACGCUGUGGAUCACCUUUAGGUACGAAAGGCUCAACAUUUUUUGUUUCUGUUGUGGCAUUCUGGGGCAUAUAGAUAAGCAUUGUAAGAAGGCGUAUGAGGAGGGUGUGGAGCCAGAUGAAUACCCGUUCGGCGCUUGGAUGAAAGCAGGGCCACGCCGGCAGGUCAAACCGAUUGGUGCCAAAUGGCUCUUACCAUCAAGGGCAAAAACAAUGGUGGCUGUCCCCGGGGAGGUGUCGCCAUCAGUGGCACUGGCGGUCGUAGAGGAGAACGGUGGCCUACAUGGCGAUCUUAAGAGAAGACGGGAAGGCAGUGAGGAGGUGGAUGAUGUGACGGGCAAGGAUGUUGUGAUGGAGGAACACUCAAAAAAUUUUGAUAUAGCGGGGCUGGCGAACCAGUCCUGCCCGACACAAUGA
This is a messenger RNA of Ipomoea nil (Japanese morning glory), 729 nucleotides long. RefSeq lists its product as uncharacterized. Gene Ontology annotation, molecular function: nucleic acid binding; zinc ion binding. The coding region runs from base 1 to 729 and encodes 242 amino acids. The record is from RefSeq and is a predicted model, not a curated record. The transcript has a single exon. Lineage: Eukaryota; Viridiplantae; Streptophyta; Magnoliopsida; Solanales; Convolvulaceae.